Anthostomella pinea is the source of this 297-nucleotide messenger RNA. NCBI's taxonomy places the organism in Eukaryota, Fungi, Ascomycota, Sordariomycetes, Xylariales, Xylariaceae. The record is from the annotation of a GenBank genome assembly.
AUGACAGGGGAAGGGUCUGCCAACCCGGCCUACGACGACCGCGCCAACAAGCGAGCCAAGAUCGUCAAUGCCGCCACGGGCGAGCGCAAGGAAGUCGCAGUCGCCCACCCCUGGGAGUUGAGCCGGGCGCUCGAGCAGCUACCCGGGUCCCGACCCCUUCGACCUGGGCAUCGGGCGACUUUCCCUGGUACGGGAUAUGAAGGGGCCAGCCAAGGCCAAGAAGUGCUGGCUUGGCGCCGACGAGGUGCACCCCGACGCCUUAUCGGCGGAUACAACGAGCAACCCGUUCGAGGUUGA